Psammomys obesus (fat sand rat) is the source of this 7356-nucleotide messenger RNA. It is a transcript of the gene Limch1, whose product is annotated as LIM and calponin homology domains 1. Lineage: Eukaryota; Metazoa; Chordata; Mammalia; Rodentia; Muridae. Bases 70 to 4536 code for a protein of 1488 amino acids. Gene Ontology annotation, cellular component: stress fiber. Gene Ontology annotation, molecular function: actin binding; myosin II head/neck binding. The record is from RefSeq and is a predicted model, not a curated record. The transcript has 33 exons. Gene Ontology annotation, biological process: regulation of focal adhesion assembly; actomyosin structure organization; positive regulation of stress fiber assembly.
CGCACUCCUGCGGAGGCGGCUGUGCUCAUCCCGGCGGCCAAGAGCUCCAGUGCUCGCAGGGCUCCGCAGAUGGCUUGCCCCGCUCUCGGUCUGGAAGCCCUUCAGCCCCUGCAGCCCGAACCACCUCCGGAGCCUGCCUUCGCCGAGGCACAGAAGUGGAUCGAGCAAGUCACUGGUCGAAGUUUUGGGGACAAAGACUUCCGGACAGGACUAGAAAAUGGGAUCCUUCUUUGCGAGUUGCUGAAUGCUAUAAAACCAGGACUUGUUAAAAAGAUCAAUAGAUUGCCUACCCCUAUUGCAGGAUUGGACAAUACCAUCUUAUUCUUGAGAGGCUGUAAAGAGCUUGGCCUUAAAGAAUCUCAACUCUUUGACCCGAGUGACCUCCAGGAUACGUCUAACAGGGUCACUGUCAAGAACCUUGAUUAUAGCAGGAAGCUGAAAAACGUGUUAGUGACCAUUUACUGGCUGGGGAAAGCUGCAAACAGCUGCGCCUCCUACAGUGGAACCACACUGAACCUGAAGGAGUUUGAAGGACUGUUGGCUCAGAUGCGAAAGGAGACUGAUGACAUUGAGAGCCCUAAACGCAGUAUCCGAGACAGUGGCUACAUCGACUGCUGGGACUCUGAACGCAGCGACUCCCUCUCGCCACCUCGCCACGGCCGAGAUGACUCCUUCGACAGCCUGGAUUCUUUUGGCUCCCGUUCCCGGCAGACACCCUCUCCAGAUGUAGUUCUCAGGGGAAGCAGUGAUGGAAGAGGAAGCGAUUCUGAAUCAGACUUGCCACACCGGAAGUUGCCGGACGUGAAGAAAGAUGAUAUGUCCGCAAGACGGACUUCCCAUGGUGAACCGAAAUCAGCAGUGCCUUUUAACCAGUACCUCCCCAACAAGAGCAAUCAGACAGCCUAUGUCCCGGCACCUCUGAGAAAGAAGAAGGCGGAGAGGGAGGAAUACAGGAAGAGCUGGAGCACAGCCACCUCCCCCCUGGGUGGGGAAAGGCCCUUCAGUUAUCCUGACACGAUAGAGGAGGAGGGAAGUGAAGCAGGGUCUCCCUGUGAAGAUGACCCCAGCAGUCUGAUGGGCCCUGAUGGGAAGCCUGAUGGUGGGUUAGAAGCUCCUCCCAGCAAUGGUGAGGGGCAGUCUCCUGAGGGCGUCGCUGCGGUGCCAGCUGCUGUUUCUGAAGACAGAGACUCCGUGGAAAGCCGAAAGCUCAGAAGGCUGGAGCAAGCUGGGAUCAAGGUCAUGCCUGCAGCACAGCGCUUUGCCAGUCAAAAGCAGUUGAGUAAAGAGAAAGAGGCUAUCCGUGACAUAAUCCUUCGGAAAGAAAACCCUUUCCUGGCCCACCAACAUUGCAAAGAUUCAGAGUCAGAAGAUGAAGCUGCAUGCCGACUGCCUGACCUUGAGAAAGAUGACUUUGCUGCAAGGAGGUCAAGGAUGAACCAAAGCAAGCCAGUAGUACCACUUAAUCAACUCCUGUAUGGGCCUUACCCGAAAAAAGAUAUAGAGAAGACAGGUGGCUGCGAACAGCUCUCAAAGGGACCACCAGACAAGAAAACCCUAGCAUAUAAAAGAGAUCAGGGCCAGCCAGAAGAGGCGAACACAACAGCGGCCCGUGUCAUGCGAACUCAGGAGAGUGAACCAGUGGAAUCAAAUUUUAGGAAGGCACCAGAUCUUCAGAAGGAUGACCUGGCCCAGAGGAGAAUUCAGCGCAGAUGUACCUCUCACCGUGAGGCUCCAAGCUUCAUCAAACUCUCCGGUAUUACAGAAGCCGACCUGGAGACAUGGGAGAGAUUGAAAGUGUCAGAAAAGGCGAGGGAUGGAGAUGCUCAGAACACCUGUGCCCCUGAGCCCUCACCAGAAAUCAAUGCAGAAAUUGCCAUUCGGGAUGACUUUGCCAGCCGUAAAGCAAGGGCCUAUAAGAAAGCAUCCAGCCCCAGGCAAAAGUUUGUGCACUUUGGGCCUGUGACAGAGAUAGACCAACAGACUUGGAAGCGGCUCAGCAUUGGCAAGAUGGGGCCUAGGGACGAUGCGGAGGUUGUCAGUCACAGCAGCCAGAGCCAAACGUCCUCUGUGUCACCUCCCUCUACUGCUACUUUUGGCUUAAAGGAAGACCAAAUGCUUGGCCCACAGAACGACUGCAGGAUAGCACAUACUGGCACAGAUGAUUGUCUCAAAAAGGCCCCAUGGCUGGCGCCAGAGCUGGAGUCUCAGGAAGAGCAGGUCUGCAUUCAAAGUGACAACCCAAAGACAGAGGAAGUUACACCCACACAGCUGCCACAGGAUGGCAGAGAACAAAACGAAGAAAUUAUUGAAAAACAGCCCGAGAUGCUGCCAAGAGUAAAAGGACCAGAGGAAUGCAGCAGACCCCUAUACGGUCCAAGGACUCCUGUGUCAGAUGACGCAGAGAGCACGAGCAUGUUUGACAUGCGGUGUGAGGAGGAGGCAGCGGUGCUGCCGCACAGCAGGGCCCGCCAGGAGCAGCUGCAGCUGAUAAAUAACCAGCUGAGGGAAGAGGACGACAAAUGGCAAGAUGACCUGGCUCGUUGGAAGAGCCGUAGAAGAAGUGCUUCUCAGGACUUAAUCAAGAAAGAGGAAGAAAGGAAAAAAAUGGAGAAGCUAAUGUCCGGAGAAGAUGGGACAAGCGAACGAAGGAAAAGCAUCAAAACUUACAGAGAAAUUGUUCAAGAAAAAGAGCGGAGGGAGAGGGAGCUGCAUGAGGCAUAUAAGAACGCGCGCUCCCAGGAGGAGGCCGAGGGCAUCCUCCAGCAGUACAUCGAGAGGUUCACCAUCAGUGAGGCCGUGCUCGAACGCUUGGAGAUGCCAAAAAUCCUGGAAAGAAGCCAUUCAACAGAGCCAAACUCAUCCUCCUUCCCAAACGACCCCAGCCCCAUGAAAUACUUGCGGCAGCAGUCACUGCCUCCACCCAAGUUCACUGCCACGGUGGAAACCACCAUCGCUCGUACCAGUGUCCCAGACGCCAGCGCGGCGGCAGGCAGUGGGUCUCCAAGCAAAACCGUCACUGCGAGUGCAGUGCCUAUGCUGACACCCAAGCCUUACUCCCAGCCCAAAAACUCUCAAGAGGUUCUCAAGACUUUUAAGGCAGCCUCUGAUGAAUUGAACUGCCAAGAAGAUGAGAAUGGUGACGAGAAGUCAGGGACACAGGAAGUGGAGCCGGACUCAGCAGAGCCACAGCAUUUUACAACAACUGUGACACGAUGCAGCCCAACGGUGGCCUUUGUAGAGUUUCCCUCCAGCCCGCAGGUGAAGAAUGAAGUGCCAGAAGAGCAAGACCAGAAGAAGCCAGAAAACGAGAUGAGUGGGAAGGUGGAGUUAGUGCUGUCACAGAAGGUGGCAAAGCCAAAAUCCCCAGAACCUGAAGCAACCUUGACGUUUCCGUUUCUUGACAAAAUGCCAGAAACCAACCAACUGCAUUUGCCAAAUCUCAAUUCUCAAGAGCUGCCUGGCAGUGCCAGUGUUCCGCUGAGAGUUCAGAACUCUUGGCGCCGGUGCCAGUUUUUCUCCCAGUCAGCGGAUUCUCCAAGCAGUGAAAAGUCCCCUGUGACCACGCCUUUUAAGUUCUGGGCAUGGGACCCAGAAGAGGAGCGCAGGCGACAGGAGAAAUGGCAGCAGGAGCAAGAGCGUCUGCUCCAGGAGAGGUAUCAGAAGGAGCAAGAUAAGCUGAAGGAAGAGUGGGAAAAGGCCCAAAAGGAGGUGGAGGAAGAAGAGCGCAGAUACUACGAGGAGGAGCGUAAGAUAAUUGAGGACACUGUGGUUCCGUUCACUGUUUCCUCAAGUUCUGCAGAUCAGCUGUCUACUUCUUCAUCUGUAACUGAAGGCAGUGGGGCAACGAAUAAGAUGGACUUGGAAAACUGUCCAGACAAGGAAAAAGAGAGAAGACAGAAGACUCCUUCCCAGGAGAAUGACAGUGGCCCCUUGCUCAAGGCUAGAGAGACAGGUCUGCCAGAGGAGGGCAGCAGCCUAACUCAUGGGCCCUCAGCUGACUCUGAAAACUCCGUGGCAAAAGGAAUCCAUCAGGAGCAGCAGCUGGGGACAGAGGCUGAGGCCCCACACUGUGGGACAAGUGCACAGCUAGCUCAGGAUCCACCUCAGAAUCAAAAGAUACCAAACCCAUCAACAAACGUGUCGGAAGAUGUGAAGCCCAAGACCCUGCCCCUGGACAAAAGCGUUAACCAUCAGAUUGAGUCUCCAGGCGAAAGGCGGAAGAAAAGCCCUCGAGACAACUUCCGGGCUGGGCCCCUGUCCCCCUGUUCUCCUACCCCACCCGGCCAGUCACCAAACAGGUCUAUAAGCGGGAAGAAGCUGUGCUCUUCCUGUGGGUUCGCUUUGGGUAAAGGAGCGGCGAUGAUCAUCGAGACCCUGAACCUCUACUUUCACAUCCAGUGUUUCAGGUGUGGCAUUUGUAAAGGACAGCUCGGAGAUGCAGUGAGUGGGACAGAUGUCCGGAUUCGCAACGGUCUCCUAAACUGUACCGAGUGCUACAUGCGAUCCCGAAGUGCUGGUCAACCUACGACACUGUGACGCGGUUGGGAGCUUCCGGAUCACCUAGAAUUUCCUUAUGAAGGGUGUCCCUUGGCAAUGGCUUAAUUAAACCCCAAGUUCAGGGGCUUCUCAGCAUUCAUCUGAUUUCUGGAGGACUCUUCCACACGGUGGAUCUGCUCUUUUUGUAUCGUAGCACAAUGUUUGUGCUUCUUCUGAUUGGGAGGCUGAUUUUCUUUUUCUGCAUUUGCACAGUGUACACAAAAAGAAUAUUGCAUUGCAAUGAUCCUGAACAGUUAACAGUUUUAGCAUGGGCAGAAAGGCUUGUGGUUGAAAAGGCGUUACUCUCUUGUUUGGGAAAAUAGCAAAAGGGUGCAAUAAACCUGUUGCGUUUUAGUAUUUCUAGAAAUUAGACAUGUUAUGUUUACAGAAGUGAGCUGCAGGAAGUGCAAGACAAUGCCAAUUUAAGACAGGAACAUCAAGUGAAUGCAUUUCAGAAAACACACACACACACACACACACACACACACACCAGCAAGCUCUGACUCUGAACUAUAACUUUUUUUUUUUUUUUUAAUGCAAAGACACUAGCCUGAUAAUAUAUACUGUACUCCUGAAAACAUUUGUGUUACUUACCUUUGGGGGCAGAAGUCCUACCAAUAAAUUAUCACACUGUUAGUAUUAGAUUUUGUGUACCCUGGAAGUCAUGUCAUGCAUAGAGGCUGGUCCGUCAAAUGGAGAGGGCCCUUGCAGUGUCUCUAGACUUCCACUCUGCGACAAGGGUAGGAAGAAGCAGGAAGGAAAUAGAUCAGCCAUUGUCUUCAAACUUAUUAUAAAACCUAUGGGAAGGUGUAAUCCACAAGGGUGGUGUGCCAGCGGUAGCCUUGAGGCUUGGGUUGCUUGCUCUCUGCAAGCAUUGGGGGCUUGAUUGAGGAUGUAGGUAUUAGGCAUUGAGAACAGUCCAUUUUUUUUUUUUGUUUUGUUUUUGUUUUUUUUUGGAAUGAGCACGUCUCAUCUUUGCCUGCAAGUUCUCCUUGAGGGACUGACGCCCGGGCAUCCCAAGAAAUGCAUUAGGCCCGUCCUAACAGAACCCCGAGAGCAGGACGUGACAAGCCCGCAAUGCAGCCUGAUCAGUAAGUGGCACCAACACAAGGCAGGCCAUGCCCUGCCCGCUCCCACAGACCUGUGCGCCGCUCCAUCCUCCCACGUUGCCGGCGGAGACCUGGUUUGUUCUCUGCCCCAUGUGAUAUGUUUCAGCUGGACAUGAAAGGAAUGAAGUUGCUAAACCAGCACGAUUUAGCUCUCCAGGCUGUUUUCCUUAAGACGGGGGGUGGGGGGAGGGAAGAGGUAGGGGAACUAUUUAUUCUGCCUUAAAAGAAUGGCAACUAAGUGAAGAUGGCAUUAGGGAAAUGUAGACUAUGGAUACCCUCGAAGUAGGCUAAUGUAGUAUAGACAGAAAGCAAGUAGACGUUUUUCUGUUAUGUAAGCAAUAAUUUUUUUUCUGUGUCUUAUGGAGUAUGGCUAGCAAUUAUUUAUUUCCAUGCUAGACGGUUCUUUGCAUGUGGGUCCCUUACAGGUGCAGACAUCUCCGUGGCCACUUGGAGGUACAUUGGCCACUUUGUCAUUUGGACGAGCUGUUACUGGAUUGAAAUUCACACACCAUUUCAUCAAAAAUUGUGCCUUAGAAAACUGCAGAGCUGUUGCACACAGUGGCAAACGGCAGAUUCCGAACGCCGAAGGGAGAUGAAGUCACUUCCUAGUCCCCCGUGACUCCUCUCGGAGGUGUUCGCUGCUUUACGAGAAAAAAAAAAAAUUAAUUAAAAAAAUUUAAAAGACAAAUAAAAAAAAGGAAAAAAAAUUAAAAAGUAAAAGAAAAGUUUUGAAAAUGUACAGAUCAAGUCCAAUAUUUUGAUGAAGCACCUGCAUGUUUUAUUAACUAUUUUAAUAACGUGGAUGUUUACACUUUGCAUGAUACUAACUAAGUACUUUACAAGAAAUGAUGCACAAAAUAUGUACAAUCCGGUCAUUCAUAAGCGACUUUUAUAGGAUACUUUUUACAUGUGCGAGGCCAUCCGUUAUGUCAGGAGCACAUGAGAACUGCACAUUCUUCUGGUUUCACAAAGCCAUUUAUACAUAUUUCUUAGUGAGACUCAUUGAAGCUUAGACUGGAGUCAAGAGAAAUAAAACCCCAUUCUCCAAGUGCAGAACAUGCUUUCCCGUAAUGAACACUAGUCACCAGCCCGGAAUAAUCUCCAACAUCUUCCAAAUUCUAAUUGCCAACUGUUUCUAUUUCUAUUUGAUUUAUAUUUCAUUUAGAGCCAGUUACAUGGCAGCUUCGGCAGACUAGGUUUCGUCUUUUUUUUUUUUUUUUGUCCAACGCAGCAUAAAAGACUAUGAUCUAUUUCUCUUCAAAUAAUCUUUGAGAUUCCAGGGGAAACAGUGCUCUGUUGUGCGGAGUUACAAUGUAAAUGUGUUUGUUUAAAACCCAGAUGAGGCAAGUGAGUGAUUUAUUGCUCCUGGAGGACUUUGGCUGACUCUCCCCCCACCCCCAGACUCCAGAAGCUUCUUUCCCAAGGACAAAAAUGGGCGACUCUGUUUCUCACUAGCAAACCUUCACGACAUUUGUCCUUCUUCCGGUGUGGUGUCACUAACAUGAUACAUACUCUAAUUACCUGUACAUCCAAAAGAUGCCCUUGUUCUGGGUGGGCGACAUCCCGUAUCCAUUACACUAACUUUCAUUUACAAUAUUUAUUCUAAAAUGCCUCUGAGAAAUAGUUUAAAAAAUUUAAAAAAUGAAAAGUUGUCUAAAAUGCAACAGCUUUUAUAGUAAAUGUACAUUUAUAAAUAAAAUACUCAAAUUGA